Messenger RNA from Rhopalosiphum maidis (corn leaf aphid), 1872 nucleotides. RefSeq names its product SH3 domain-binding protein 5 homolog. Gene Ontology annotation, cellular component: cytoplasm. Gene Ontology annotation, molecular function: protein kinase inhibitor activity. The transcript has 8 exons. Lineage: Eukaryota; Metazoa; Arthropoda; Insecta; Hemiptera; Aphididae. The coding region runs from base 142 to 1326 and encodes 394 amino acids. Gene Ontology annotation, biological process: negative regulation of protein tyrosine kinase activity; intracellular signal transduction. The record is from RefSeq and is a predicted model, not a curated record.
UACGGCCAAUUUAGUAUUUAUUUUACUGACAUUUUUUUUUAUUUUUUAUUUUAUUUUAUUAUCCUUUUAAAUUUAAAUUUAAUACUAUUAUUUUAAAAUUAUAAUGCUUUAACCAAUUCAAAGACAUUUCUUGUUUAAACAAUGGACUCGUCUAGUGGACAGAGUAAUCAGGAGACUGACACGUCCCUGUACAAUGAAGAGGAUAGUUUAGACCCUAGAAUUCAACUGGAACUUGAAAAAUUGAAUUCAUCCACAGACAAUAUAAAUAAACUUGAAAUUGAAUUAGAUGAAGCAAAUACAACAUUCAGAAUGUUGAUGGCUGAAGCUUCUAGGAGAUUAAAGGUACGAGCUCGCAAACUAGGUUCAUGUAUUGAUAAAGCUCGGCCAUUUUAUGAAGCACUUAAUAUGUCUAAACAUGCUCAGCAACAAUGUCAAAUUGCAGCUGUAAAGUACCAACGAGCUAACGAAAUUCAUCAAGCCGCUAAAGAAACUGUAGCAUUAGCUGAAGCACGGUUUCUUAGUAAACAACAUGAAUGGAAAUUUGAUAGUGCGUGGCAAGAAAUGUUAAAUAACGCUAUUUUAAAGGUAACAGAAGCAGAAAAUCAAAAGACUGAAAGUGGUCGUGAGCAUCAAAGAAAAGCUGCUCUCUACCAAGCUGCAGAACAAAAGGUUCAAAUGUUGGAGCAAAAGUUUAAACGUAGCAUUAUAAAGUCUCGUCCAUAUUUUGAAGAAAAAUAUUUAUGUGAAGGUCAAUUAGCAGCACAAAAAGAUACUAUUAUUCAAAUCCGAUAUGCUGUGCAACGGGCUAAACAAGAAUAUUCGGCUUGUUUGCACAGACUUGAACAGAUCUCUGAAGAAAUUCAUGUGCAAAGACAAAACAAUAAACUUAUGGAAUGUUCAUUACAAGGUCCACGAGAACCUGGUGUUGGUGCAGAAGUUUCUUCUAUGGUCAACAGCUGGCAAGAGCUAGAUAACAAAAAGGAUGCCAAUGGCAUGGAAGAUAUAAAUUUAGAUUGGAAUUUGGAUAAAUGUGAUUCAAGAAGCUUGGGUAGUCUAUCCAUGGAUACUAGUUCUAUUUUGAGUGAUGCAGAUGACUUAGAUUUUGAUGAUGAUAGCCAAGUAACGAUGGAACUUGAACAACUCCGUCAAAAAGUACGUGAUCUCGCUACUAAACCUUUAAUGAUGGAAAGUAAAAGAACUGAAGAGGUUGAAGGCGUAGAAGAUCGUAAAGGUUGGGAGAGUGAGUUAAAUGCUACUGUUGAUAAAUUAGAUAGAAUGAUGUUAAAACAGGAGUGUGAAAAAUCACAACAACAAUCACCUGUUUAGUAAAUUAUUGGUAUAAAUCAAAAUUUGUUAGGCUUUCAAUUAAUUGGUCUAGGGAGAAAAUGUUUAUCUAAAAUAUAUUGAGAUAAGAAAUCAAAUUGUAUAUGUUAGCCUUGUCUCAAUGAGUGUUAUGUUUUCUUGUUCUUAUUGUUAAAGUUGAUUUAUCUAUUAAUAUUAAUUUCACACUUAUUUUCCAUUUGGAAACUGUAAAUCAAGGUAGCUAGAAUCGAGCACAAUACCAUUUACCCUAUUGUAACUAAUUUAAGAUUAUAGGCAACUUAAUGUUAUUUGGCUAUAUGAUUCAAUGUGGAUGUAUAUUUGUUUAUUGUAAAGCAAUAAUGUUUUAAGUAACUUAGUUGAUUGUAAUUAUUUACCAUGUUGCAAACUAAUUAAUAUCAUUAAUAAUUAGGUAGGUACUAAAAAACAACUUCAUUUGAUAGCAGUGGUUUAUUUAAAAUGUUGUUCCAUUACAGAUAUUGUUACCCAAAUGACAACAAAAUUAAAAUAUGUUUUUUUUUUUUUAGUUUAUUUUAUUGUAUAAUUUCCUAA